AUGAAGUUCUCUGCUAUUUUCAUUCUUUCUCUUUUCGCUUCUGCCUUUGCUGCUCCAGUUCCUAGUUCUGAUGCCGUUGAAGCUGCUGCUCCUAUUAUUCCUGAACUUCUUUCUACUGAACAAGUUGUCUUGGAAGGUCGUGUUAGUGACCGCGUUAAGCAGAUGUUGUCGCACUGGUGGAACUUCCGUAACCCUGACACUGCCAAUUUGAAGCGUUCUGAGCCUGAGCGCCGUGUUAGCGACCGUGUUAAGCAAAUGCUUUCUCACUGGUGGAAUUUCCGUAACCCUGACACUGCCAACUUGAAGCGUUCUGAGCCUGAGCGCCGUGUCAGCGACCGCGUCAAGCAGAUGUUGUCGCACUGGUGGAACUUCCGUAACCCUGACACUGCCAAUUUGAAGCGUUCUGAGCCUGAGCGCCGUGUUAGCGACCGCGUUAAGCAAAUGCUUUCUCACUGGUGGAAUUUCCGUAAUCCUGACACUGCCAACUUGAAGAAGCGUGCCUUGACUGAUGCUCAAGAAGAAGAGGCUGAGUCUGAAAUGGAUCUUCUUUCCUACCUCCUUUAUUCGAAUGAUACGAGUAUCGCUGCCUCUGGUCUCAAUGCAACUGAGAUGGUUGAGACAAUUCUUAAAGACUACGAGUAA
Molecule: messenger RNA, 642 nt
Organism: Schizosaccharomyces japonicus yFS275
Lineage: Eukaryota; Fungi; Ascomycota; Schizosaccharomycetes; Schizosaccharomycetales; Schizosaccharomycetaceae
Product: P-factor pheromone Map2
Exons: 1
Coding region: 1-642 (213 amino acids)
Source: RefSeq, a predicted model, not a curated record